Molecule: messenger RNA, 1077 nt
Organism: Ilex paraguariensis (yerba mate)
Lineage: Eukaryota; Viridiplantae; Streptophyta; Magnoliopsida; Aquifoliales; Aquifoliaceae
Source: the annotation of a GenBank genome assembly
AUGGAGAUGGAAGUGGUGAUACCUGUACACAACAUGGAUUUCGACUUUGCCAGUGCGCGUUCUUCGCCAUAUCCGAGCGCUCCUUCUACGCCAAAACCCUUCGGCCAUUACUACUUCAGUGCUCCCACAAGCCCGACUCGCCUUUCCGAGUUUUAUCGCGAUUUAGAUGAUUUGUUGAACAACAGCAGCACAAAAACCGGUGGUGAUUCUUCAACAGUGCCGGUUGAAUGGAAAGAAAAGGCAUCAUCUAGAGCAAACAACCAUGAAGAUGAUUUUGCAUUCGAUUUCAGUGCAGAAUUGGAGAGAACCUCUCUCUCAGCUGAUGAACUGUUUGAUGGUGGUGUGAUCCGACCUCUGAAGCCUCCAACUCCUGCUAGGAAUCAGAAGAGCCCAGUCAUGUCUCCUAGAUCACCAAUAUCACAAGGUAAAAGAAUUUUCAGGGGUGUUUUCUCUCCAAAACACAAGACACAACCCGAUCCAUUUGCAAUUGCUGUAGAAAAUACCCAAACGAGAACACCAGAUCAUGAAAGAGGAAGAGAGAGAAGUUCCUCUUUUUCUUCAGAAAGCUCAGGCCGAAGAGCAACAAGGUCACUUUCUCCAUUAAGGGUUUCUCAGUACCCAUGGGAGGAAGAACAUCAGCUGCAGCACAACACAAAACAAUCUUCUACGAGUUCAAAACCGUCUUCAUCUUCAAGUAUUUGUCCGGCCUUAUCAUCGUCUUCAUCUUUGAAAGGAUACAGAAAAUGGAAACUGAAGGACUUUUUCUUGUUCCGAAGUGCAUCAGAAGGAAGAGCAGCAGAUAAAGAUCCUUUAAGGAAAUACACAGCUUUGUUCCGAAAAAAUGAAGAUGUAAAGAACUCGAGCUUUAGAGCAAUUGACAGUCCUGGCUUUGGAUCCAGCUCAAGAAGAAAAGGACCAAUCUCAGCUCAUGAAUUGCAUUACAAGAUGAACCGGGCGGUUUCAGAGGAUUUGAAGAAGAAGACCUUCCUGCCUUACAAGCAGGGAAUUCUGGGGAGACUGGCCUUCAAUCCGGCCGUCCAUGCACUUGCCAAUGGCUUUGGUUUUUCACGUAAAUGA